This is a messenger RNA of Peniophora sp. CBMAI 1063, 996 nucleotides long. The record is from the annotation of a GenBank genome assembly. NCBI's taxonomy places the organism in Eukaryota, Fungi, Basidiomycota, Agaricomycetes, Russulales, Peniophoraceae.
AUGUCUGAACCCGCCGGUCCCCACUCCGCUGCCAUUCUCUCUAUCAUUCGCGAUGCUCUCGAGGACGAGGCCAACGUCCAGCACGCCGACAUCCACGCCAAGUUCGAGUGGUACGACGCUGGCGAUAACAAGAUCAUCGCCGUCGCUGCUGGUGGCACUGACGACGAAGCCCGCGAGCCGUUCUCGUUCCGGAUUCUCGCUUACGCCGACAGCAACGGGACGUGGCUUAUGCCCUGCAACAACUGGGACGGCAAACCCACCAAAUACGAUCAGCCCUUCUACAAGAACCGCGCCAGGGUGUCUCUCAUCGCCGGCGACGAUCCCGUCACGUCCUUGCACUUUGCGCCACAGAUGGACGGCCUCCGCACGAUCUUCACGCGUGCACCUGCCGCUCCGCCAGGUGCUCGCGCGACGCACCCGCUCAUCACUGCACAGGGCUCCAUCACUACCCGUCAUUGUUUCUUCACGGCCCCUCAGCCAACCGAUGUUACUCGGACCGAGCGCGCCCAGGCGCAGGAAGCCCUGAACAUCGCAGACGGUCCGGAGUUCAGGUCCAUCAAUGUGCCCUGCAAGCACGCCGAGGGCCGCACUGCUCUCCACAACACUGUUGGUGGCGGUGAGCAUGCGUACAUUCCGCUCGCGGCCUGGAAGAUGGACUUCAACAAUCCCGUCUUGCGCGAGGACACUAUGCGCGACGGCGCGAGCGUCCCUGCAGGAAGCCCGGCGACGCGCGAGGAGGCCUUGGCGGGCGACGCUAUGCCAACCAUGACCAAGUUACGCCCUAACGAGUACGACCGCCACAUCCGCGGCUCCCUCGUCGAUGUCCGCUUCACACUCACUCGCCAGUUCAUUCCCACGGCCAAGACCUUCAACUUCAUGGCCGACAUCGAGGACCUGUACGUCCUGCACUCGCGCCCUCCUCCUGCGGCUUUGAAGCGCGGCCGUGGCGCGUCGAAGUUCUUGGCCUCAAGCGCCAAGCGUCUCCGCUUUGAGUAG